CGGAGCAGCGGGCCCUGGCCGCGUCGAUCACGGCACUGGCUGGCCGAUACGUCACUUCCAGGCGUGGUGAAGUACGCGUCUCGUACGUGUACGAGCGAUAAAACGCGGACGCGAGUGUGCGCGAUCGCACGGUGGAUGUCGGUGGGCAGUGCUGAAAAUGGCCGUGUACGUGGACAGUUUCGCCGCUGAGACCGCCGAUCCUCGAUCCGAGGGAUAGCUUCUGCGCGCGUCACGGCGGAACGCGAUCUCUCGCACGCGCGCGCGCGCGUAAACGAUACGUCACUCUCGCCCCCUCGAUGGACGGACAUUGCGAGACGGAACGGAGCGUUGUCGACCCGAUUGCGGCUACAUUCCGGCGGACACUGCAACAAGGGGGAAGCGAGCGGACGGUGGAAUCGGGACUCGAAUCCAGGACUCCCUAGCCUAGCAUCACGUCGUGGACUCGUGGCGCCUGAUCGCGCGUGUCAGAGAAGUCGAUGCAUUAUUCAUCGCGCAUAUAAUUACCGAAGAUCGUCAGCAAUGGGUCGCGCUCGUCUUCUUAUCUGCACCGGCAGCGGUCCGCACCCGACGAUCAAUUAAGAAGCGCGACUCCGGAGUACGCAAAGAUGCGGGAGUGGUGCGGCACAGUCCCCUGGUGCCCAGCCAUCUAGGGAUCUAGAAGAGACAUCUGCGCCCACACAGGAAGCUGUUAUCCUGCGAUGAAGUAGACGUUGCAGCAACGUCCGACUGUGCGCAGAGUGCUGGAAGUGUCCCUUUAAAUGCGCCACGUGUCACAGUGCCGUGGAACGACAGUUUACUGAAUUCCGCUGCGCGCCGAGCGAAAAUUAUAUUUGAUUGCCGGCUCGAUAGCGCGUUUGUUUGGUAGCCACACUUUGUACAGAGUGUCGCAGAGUGUCGUUGAGGAUUUCUCGAUUGUGCGUUCAAGUUACGUAGUAGUCCAGUGUCUGAGUGUACGUGCGUUUACGUUGCAACGCGGCCGGCAGAAUGUCGUUCUUGUCGAAUCUGAAGAAAGCGUUCCACUUCGGUGGCAACGACGCGAAGAAGAAGAAGCUCUACAACAACAUCAAGAUGGACUGCAACCCGGAGGAGUUCUGGGAGAUGGUGGGUGAACUCGGAGACGGCGCGUUCGGCAAAGUCUACAAGGCGCAGCACAAGCAGUCCAACUAUCUUGCCGCUGCAAAAAUGUGCGCACUCGAGGGCGAGGACGAUCUUAGCGAUUUUAUGAUUGAGAUUGAUAUCUUGUCGGAGUGCAAGCAUCCCAACAUCGUUGAGUUGCACGAGGCCUAUUUCAUUGAGGGGAAAUUAUGGAUGUUAAUUGAAUACUGCGACGGUGGUGCUGUUGAUUCCAUAAUGGUCGAGCUGGAGAAAGCACUGACCGAGAUGCAGAUAGCGUACAUCUGCCAACAUAUGACGAAGGGUCUUGCCUUCCUGCACAAGUCCAAAGUCAUUCACAGGGACUUGAAGGCAGGAAACGUCUUGCUGACCAUGGCCGGGGGUGUUAAAAUAGCUGAUUUUGGAGUAUCCGCAAAGAACAAGCAUACUCUGCAGAAGCAUGAUACGUUUAUUGGUACUCCUUACUGGAUGGCACCCGAGGUGGUCCUGUGCGAAACGUUUCGCGACAAUCCUUACGACUUUAAAGUGGAUAUCUGGUCUCUUGGUAUAACUCUGAUAGAGUUUGCACAAAUGGAGCCACCGAACCACGAAAUGUCGCCGAUGCGAGUGCUACUUAAAAUACAGAAAAGCGAUCCGCCGAGGUUGGAUCAGCCGGGGAAAUGGAGUAAGGAAUUUAAUGAUUUUAUAGCUAAAGCACUUAUAAAGGACCCGACCUCACGACCCAACGCUGACGAUUUGUUAAGACAUCCGUUCAUAAGCCGAAAUUUAGAUUCAAAGCCUGUCAGGGAUUUGUUGCUUGAAUAUAAGGCGGAUGUUGUCGAAGAGGAGCUGGUAGAUGACGAAGCGGAGGAGCAGCGCACGUCUCAGCUUCCCCUGGAGCUGGAUCAGAUCACAGAUGACUCCGCCCCUGCGCGUCCUGAUGCUGAUGUUAAAAUCGCCGAAAAGGAGAAUCUCGUGGCAGUGCCCGCGAAGAAGGAAGAAAGCCACAAGCGCGAGAUCAAUCGGGAUGGCGAGAAGGAGGACAAGAACAAGAGAUUACGUAAGGCUGAGUCCAAGGAGAACAUACAGCCCCCUGCCGAGAAGAAGCAGGCACCUAAGCCACCGAGCGAGACAAGCGAGCGUAGAUUAUCUCGAGAUAAAGGGCCGGCGCCCCCGCCGCCGCCCAUGCGUCAAGACAGCGAGGAGAAGAAGAAGAAAGACGACGAGAACGUCGUGAAGGACAUGGAGAAAAUUAACGCCACGAAACCGGCGGACAAGAAUCAGAAGCCUAUCGAAGACAAACUGCAAAGCAAUAAAUUGUCGCACGAGAAGAUGGCAGAUCAACAGGCGAAUGUUAAGGAGCCGAGAAACUUGGAGAUGGAGGAUCAGAUGCAAAACGAACUGAAUAGUUCCGAGAAGAUGAAGAAGUCCGAGAGCGAAGAGAGCGGCAAGCUCUUCGAUAAUAUAAAGCGAUUCGAAAAUCAGCAGAAGCUGAUGAACAAUAAAUCGAGCCCGGCUUCGAGGAAGCAAUUGAGCGUGAACGAGAAACGCAAGUCGGCACCUGUGAAGCCGGAGAUGAUCGAGGACUUGUCGAAGAUUAUAUACAAUAAGCAGUUAUCUCUAGAGGAUAAAAACGGAACAAAGAAUAAGUUGUCGUCCGUCGAUGACGUAACGAAUUACGAGUUGCCAUCCCGCGAGAAGGAGGACUACAAGAGCCUGGAGGAAAAGCGAAAGUCCGUCGGCGAGAAACUCAACGCCGUGUUGGAGAAACGAUUGUCCAUGGACGCGGGGAAAAGGAAGAGCGACGGCUCCAUGGACACGUCAAAGCACAUAUCUGUCGCGUCGACGUUCCUGUCGGAGAAGAACAAGAACGUUAAAGCCAAUUCGACGGAGGACAUCAAGACGCAGUUUGGCGUCGCGAAGACUGAGAGUCCCGUGAAGAGCCGUAGCGCGGGAUCGUCCAGGAACGACUCCCUGGAGAGCUUCUCGGACGAGUUGCACACUAAAACGGAUAGCGCUAAGACGGAAUACAGUCAGGAGGACACGGUGAGCGACGACAAGAGCUCGGAGAAACAGGAUUCGGGUAUUAACGUGUCGGUGAUCACGUCGACGCCGAUCAGGAGCAGAAAUGGCUCGAGGAGGAACAGCGGGGACAACAUAGUAGUCAUUACUGGAAAAGCUCAACCUGAGCAAGAAGUACGCUUAAACACAUCGACCGUUCGUAUCACUGCCGAUUUGCCAGACAUGUCGAACAGUCUGGCAAGUAAUAUAAGUCAGGUAACCGUCGUGACGACGCAUCCGCCUGUGUUGGUGGAUGCGCCGUCGGCAGCAACAGCGGCGGCGGCGGCGACGACGACGACGCCUCUCUCACGUCGCACUUCUCCGACGUCGGAAGUCGUUAUCGUUGCCAACGAGAUGAACAAAACGCAGGUAAACGACAAUUCUAUCGACGACGACGCGUUCCCUAGUCUGGACAGCCUGGAAUACACGCCGCAGGAGCAGCCUAUUGUACUUACUGACGUGUCUAAGAAAAUUGGCAAGAGGCUGGACGAGUCAGAGGUGAUCAUAGUGAGUCCGAUCGUGGAGCUGCAAGAUACGAGUCACGUGUCGGUAGUCACCGUCGGCGAUGACAGGGAGCAAGUGAAGGACUCGUCGAUAUCCAAGAAGCACAACGUUAUCCGCACCGGUUCGUCUCACAGUGAUUUGAGCUCGAACGAGAGAUCGAGCCUGAAGAGCGACAGUGGAGACGAAGGCAGCAAGGUGACAGUUGCCAGCGCAGCAGCAAUCGACUCGCCGGACGCGGACGAUUACGAGAGAAACGCGAAGAAGGUAAACGGACUGAUCAAGAACGAGAUGCCGCAUCACGCCGAGGACAGAAUCGUCAAGACGGUCAAGUCGAAAGAGGUCAACGUCAAGGGUUUCGGCAAGGAGAAACGCGUCUCUCCGGACAGCUUCGAGGGUUCCAGGUCUCAGAGCGACUCCAGUUCCAUAAGAUCACAUACGCCGAGCAAGAGCAUCGAUCGCUCGGACGCCGAGUCCAUCUCGACGACGAUCAGCCAAGAUAGCAGAGAAUCGAACAAGGAGAAUCGCCUGAAUCAGACUCAGCAUACGGAGGUCGACGAGGAGGUCGUCCUGCGCCGCAAGCCGGACUACAAUCGCGAGGUAUCCCGACCGACCAGGACGAAGGAGGACAUACAGAUGAUGAAUCUGAAGAAGAAGACGAGGAAGCGCACGAGGAAGUUCGAGAUUGACGGCGUAGUUGUGACGACAACGACCUCGAAGGUGAUAUAUGGCGACGACGAGAACGGCAAGGUGUACGACGAUCAGAUAUUCCGGAAGCAAGAACUGCGGGAGCUGAAGAUGCUGCAGAAGAUGGAGCAGAAGCAAUUCCAGGACCUGGCGCAGAAGGCUCAAUUCAACAAGGACCAGCAGGAGAAACGUUUCGAGCAGGAACGCCAGCUGUUGGAGCGUAGCGCCGAGGCGGACCUGGAGACUCUCGCCAGGCAGCAGAGACAGCAAAUCGAGCGUGCCGAGGCGCAGCAGGAGGUCGACUUGCGACUGGCGUCCAAGAAGAUCCGCAGCGAGCAGGAGAGGGAGCUCAAGCAGUUCCGGGAAGGCCUGAAGCAGGAACUGAGACUGCUCAAGCAGGAGAUCGACCUAAUGCCAAAGGACAAACGAAAGAGUGCGUUCAAGAUACGGAAGGAGAAGCUCGAGGCGGAACACGAGGAGCGCGAGAAGCUGUUCCUGGAGAAGCUGAACGAGAGUCACGAGAUGUCGUUGAGGCGACUGUCGGACGGUCACCGUGAGAAGAUCGCGCUGAUGGAGAGGCAAUUCCUGCAACAGAAGCAGCAGCUGAUGCGCGGCAGGGAGGCGGCGAUCUGGGAGCUAGAGGAACGGCAGAUACACGAGCGGCAGCAGCUGCUGAAGAGGCAACUCAAGGAUGUAUUCUUCCUGCAGAGACACCAGAUGCUGAUACGACACGAGAAGGAGCUCGAGCAGAUGAAGAGGAUGAACCAGAGGAAGGAGGAGGAGCUGAUCAAGCGGCAAACGGUCGAGCGCAGGAAUCUGCCGAAGAGGAUCCGCAACGAGAUGAAAGCGCGCGAGAUGAUGUUCCGGGAAUCGAUGAGGAUCUCGAUGUCGUCGGUGCUUGCGCCAGAUCCCGACGCCGAGCGCGAGAAACUGAAAAAGUUCCAAGAGAACGAGAAGAAGAGAUACCGUGCGGAGCAGCAGAGAUUCGAAUUGAAGCAUUCCAGACAGCUGGAGGAGGUGCGUGCCCAGAGCGACGCGACGAUCAAGGAGCUGGAGCAGUUGCAGAACGAGAAGCGGAAGAUGCUGAUGGAGCACGAGACGCUCAAGCUGAAGGAGCAGGAGGAGGCUUACGGUAAAGAGCUCCGUGAGUGGAAAGCGCAUCUUAAACCCCGCAAGCAGAAGGUAGAAGCUGAUCUGGCGGCUGAUAUGGAAGCAUUGGAAAAGCGCUACCAAGACUAUUUGCCUUCUUCUGGUCUUAGUGGUCUCUCUUUUCCCUUUUUCGACUAUUCUAAAAUCAAACUUGAAGAACAGUUCGCGUUACAGUUGGAGGAGCAGGAAGCGAUUUACGGGCCCAGUGCAAUACCGUUGUGCUUGCCGGCCGAUCUUCCCGACCUGACGCACCACACGACCGAGUCGACGCGUAGCUCGUUGUCUUCCGUAAGCGAGGGCUGAGGCGGCGUCCCAAGGAGUUAUACGAGAGAACGUGUACAUAGCUUUGCGUAACUUCGCAUUCAGGCGUCUCCGCAGCGUGCACGUGGGACAGACAAUCGGCGUGUCUCCGCGCGCCGAUCGUCACCUACGGCUCACGUACGUGUAUAUAUACAUAUCGCGACACUCGUCCUAGAACUGAAUACUUUUUUUCUAGCUGGACGUGGGCGCGUGACUCCGUGUCGUCCGUACGUGUGAAUAAAUAAUCGAGCCACUCGGGAGUAGCGGCGGUGUUUCGAAAUCUUUUACUCGUUUGCGAUUCUUGGCUGUCGUCGAGACGCGAAGUAACGGCGCGGCGUCGUUGAAGCAGAGAGCACCGUUUAACCGAAAUUCAACCGAAACGCAAUAAUAGCCCGCAAUGAUACCAGGCUCUCGAAUCUGGACGCAGGUACUACUCGGCGAAUGCUAUACCGAAGAAGCCAGUUCACGUUUGAUACUAGAAUUAUACCUUGUUCGAAAUGUGUCUGUAUAAAUUGUUAUAUAUUUAUAUACUUUGAUAGCGAUAUGCGCACGCAUUGGUACACUUAAAUUAAUCCGCCCAAUACCCAAGACCCGCGGUCUUACCGCGAAACGCGAAAGACAUGAAAUACUCGGUCGAGGGGUGCCGAGCGCGUCCCUCGCACGUGUUGCCUACGGUGUAAGAACGUUAAUCACGUCUGUUAAUGCCAAUUUAACCGGUAAUUACUUUGUAAGGGAGGAUAAUCCAUCGCGACCACGUUGUUAUGUAUGUACGUAUGUUUAUAGGGAAGCUGCGUAACGUUUUACAGUUACAUACAAUCCACAAGCAUGGAAUGUAUAUUUUCGACAUUUCGUAUCUCGAGGAGCCGUAAUACCAAUUCGGUGGACACGAUCGCGGCACCGUUUGGGGACACAAAUCGGAAAUUUGCAACGUUACGUUUGUUUAUACAGUAGCGCGGUAGCGUUAGGCGGCAAGUAAUAUAAAUCGCCCGACUUGUUUUAAAUGAUUAUGAUUUUGAGAGAAGAGGUAUUACAUAUACAUAUAUAUAUAUAGUGAAAGAGAGAGAGAGAGAGAAUCGCUGGAUGUACAUGGUAAACGUCAUGUAAUAAUGUUAAGCCGUAGUCACCAUGUUCGGUUAUAUAGUUACGUUAUUUAUAAAAAAAAGUUUAUAGUAGCAACGCGAGUAUUCUACUUCAGACAAAUAUUUUAGUAAAUAUCGGUAAACUCGAAUUACUUUGUUCCUUGAUCCUUGCGCUGUUUCUCUCAAAUACGUAAAGUGGAAAGCGACAGAUUCCCGAAUUGUUUACUGUAGAUCGUACCAUCAUCAAAAUGCAUCGAUGUGGCAAACGAUUGUAGCAUAUAUUUUCCAAAUUUGUAAUUGCCUAGAGAACAUGUAUGUUCGAACACGCGCGCAUUUCCUGCGAGGAAUUUGUUUAUUCAAAUUAAAGUGAAAUUAAAAAAUUCUGAGUACGUAGGAAGGAUUUGAUGAAUUAGAUGAAUCAUAGAAGGAACAAAGUAAUCUGGUUUUACAAUUGCACUAAAAAUCAAAGGAUAACACCAAAUAUACAUACAUUGUACGUUUGCAUGGCUGUGUAGCCUGAUGACGUUCUAGAGAAUCUCUCUUUAAUGCAUACUUAAAACGAGCAUGCGUGGCUAAUGCGAGUUGUAGAUAAAGAUUACUUGUAAAAAAUAUCUUUUUUUUUAUUGUAAAUUACUUCUCGCUACAACGUUAAUUAGUUUUGAUGUGCAGGAUGUCUCCCGAAUUUGUUAAACGUCCCCUUCGAUCGACCACUUGUUUAAUCGCCUCAACAUUAUUUUUUCUGAAAAGAAAAGAUAAAAAGCGGGAGACGCAGUAAAGAUGAGACAUCCUGCAUGUACGUUUCGAUUUGUUUCGAGGAGUUUCGUGUACAUAGUAUUCCGAUGAAUUGCUUAAGUAUCGAGGAACUGUAAUCUAGUAUGAAUAUCAUGUUGCAAUGAUUCACUGAGAAACCAGGUUUUCUUUCCUUCAUCAAUAAAUACCGUGUAUAUCUCGUC
Ooceraea biroi (clonal raider ant) is the source of this 7822-nucleotide messenger RNA. It is a transcript of the gene Slik, whose product is annotated as Sterile20-like kinase. The record is from RefSeq and is a predicted model, not a curated record. Gene Ontology annotation, molecular function: protein serine/threonine kinase activity; ATP binding. Gene Ontology annotation, biological process: protein phosphorylation. NCBI's taxonomy places the organism in Eukaryota, Metazoa, Arthropoda, Insecta, Hymenoptera, Formicidae.